AGACUCAUUUCAUUGCAGUGACAAAGAGAGAGCAGACAUGAAACCUGGUGGGGUUAAGCCAUUCCUCCCAUGGCUGCCUUUGCUCGUUGUACCAGCUGUUUUGUGGAUAACCCUGGACCAUUUCCUUCGCUUGAAAGCAUCUCAUCACAACAGAAGCUUAGUCCGUAGACCCAACGAGGACAGUGUACAAAGAGACGAGGAGAAGGAGUUAUCAGAGAAACUACACAACGUCUUACUGCAGCUCGAGGAGAUCACCAAAUGCCCGGUCUGCUUUGAUACUUUGACUGGAGACGUGGUUCAGUGCAUUUCUGGGCACGGAAUAUGUAUUCAAUGUCGCCGCAAGAUGAACAUUUGCCCAACUUGUAAGCAACGGUUCCUGAGCAGCAAACCAACUAUGUUGAACCAAAUUUUAGAGAUUCUACCUGCACUUUGUCCAUUUGCUGAUAGAGGCUGCAAGGAAAUAUUCUUCCCCAAGAAUCAUCAGGCUCACUGCGAAUUCCGAACCUUCAAAUGUCCCAUCGUCAGGCUCAAUCAUCGUUGUAAUUGGAUGGGUGCUGUGAAGCAUUUCAGAGUUCAUUUCAUGCGCAACCACAACGGACAUUAUGUGAUCUAUAGUCUUGGAACAUCUAAGAAACUGUUCUACAACAACUUCAACAAGAACUGGCUACAACAAGAGUAUCUCCACUCGGUAGAUGAUAACUUGUUUCUAGUGACCGGCACAAAAGAUUUAUCUCGGCAGAUUUUUGUACAAUCAGUGAGACAUAUUCCCCUUAGAGAACCGACAAACACCUACUACUUUGCGCUCACUAUAUCAUCAAAUGGCAUAACCUACAAACACACCACAAAGGCAGUCCCUUACGACGAGUGUGAGAUGAUCAGUAUGGGUCCCCACUGCAUGGUAGUGCCUCUAGAAGAGGUUGGUGCCUUAGUGAAUGAACAAGGAGGAUUGGAAGUUACUUUCCAAGUGAUGAAGCAUAAAAAGUAAGCUGUGACAGUUUGGAUUGUUCAGCGUACAAUGUCGUACAAGUCUUAUGGGAGACAUUAUGUUGAUUGAACUGCAGGUUACACCACUUGCCCUUGUAAAGGCGCUAAAGUACAUUUAACUUAUUUCUGCAAAUUUCUGCAUUUUAUUUUUGUCCUGAUGAUUUGGAACUUAACUCUGGUAGUCAAAAUUACUAUACAGUAAUACUAAUAUAGCGCAAGAAAAAAGUAAACACACAACAAGCGUUUAAAGUCGCUAAGACCCCAGUUUGGAAUAUAUGGCUUAUGGAAGUGAAUGUGAAAUGGACUAUAGACUAUCUACUGCGCUGAUACACAGCGAAAGGCAACAUUAUAGAUUUUAUAUUAUAUGUUGCAUGCAUAAUACUAAUUUAACAUUUAUUCUUAAAUAUUACUGGGAAGUUAAAACUUUGUUUGAAAUAUCUUAAAUAUACCCUUUUUGCACUUGUUACAUAAAUAACUUCUUGAUUAGCAUUGUACGUGUUAUCAAAUUACCUGAAAGCACAAAAAAUAUGUCAAAUAACACUUAUAAUAAUAUAUUUACACUUAUACUGUUUACUCAAAAGCCAGUAGGCCUAAAUACAUAUAACAGAUGGUAAGUGGUUACUAUCUUACCACUUACCACCACUUACCAUCUUUUAUAUGUAUUUGUCGUCUUGUAAGUAAACAGUAUAAAUGUAAAUCUAUUAUUAUAAGUGUUAUUUUAUGUAUUUUUUGUGCUUUCAGGCACUUGUUAUAUACACAAAAAUAAAUUAUAAAUCAUCAGAUGUUCGAUAAAAUGAAAUAACAUCUAUAAUUGUUUAUCUAUUUAUAAAACCUUAUUUAUUGACUAAGGAUGAACCUUGUUAUUUAGAACUUAAGUUUAAUGUCAAAAUUUAUUUUGUAUUUAAUACAGACUCAGACUAGGAUUCUGUCUUGUAUAUAUACUAUUGUUAUUAAAUUUAUCCUACUAA
Messenger RNA from Macrosteles quadrilineatus (aster leafhopper), 1952 nucleotides. RefSeq names its product E3 ubiquitin-protein ligase SIAH1-like. The record is from RefSeq and is a predicted model, not a curated record. Gene Ontology annotation, molecular function: zinc ion binding; ubiquitin conjugating enzyme binding; ubiquitin protein ligase activity. The coding region runs from base 38 to 985 and encodes 315 amino acids. Gene Ontology annotation, cellular component: cytoplasm. The transcript is spliced from 5 exons. NCBI's taxonomy places the organism in Eukaryota, Metazoa, Arthropoda, Insecta, Hemiptera, Cicadellidae. Gene Ontology annotation, biological process: multicellular organism development; proteasome-mediated ubiquitin-dependent protein catabolic process.